Molecule: messenger RNA, 4015 nt
Organism: Daphnia pulicaria
Lineage: Eukaryota; Metazoa; Arthropoda; Branchiopoda; Diplostraca; Daphniidae
Exons: 13
Coding region: 86-3904 (1272 amino acids)
Cellular component (GO): nucleus
Source: RefSeq, a predicted model, not a curated record
CGACAAAAAGCUGUAUCCCAAUUGUUUGUUUGUUUUUUUAAAUUGUCUGCAGUGGUCGUGAUUCGUGAAACGAUCGUGAUGUAAAAUGGGGAAAAUCAAAUGUUUUAUCAAAUCUUGUAACAACACUCAUCCCGCUAACAGAAAUUGUUCUUGGCACGAAUGGCCAUCCCAAGAAAACGCCAUUCUUCGAUGGAUUACUGAAUUGAGGAAAAAUGAAGCCCUCACUGGUUUUACAGAAAACAGCGUCCCGAAUCUUAAAAGGAGAUCAAAAAUAUGCAGUGAUCAUUUUGAGGAGAUAUGUUUUAGGGAAGGUUCGGUAAGGAGACUAAAACCAACAGCAGUGCCAACAAUAUUUAGAUUACCAAGUAGAGAAUCAACACCACCUACAAAAAUUCCACAACAAAAAAAGCAAUCAGUUGACCAGAUCGCAGAAUCUCCAGUGCCUUGCAGCUCAACAAUAGGUAUCACAGUGGAAAAUUCACUAAAUCUGGAUAGCACAGAAACCCAGCCAAGGAUGGGUGCCAAAUGUUAUGUAAAGGGGUGCCAAUCUGGAUAUGACUCAUGUAAAGAAAAAGUACAUUUUUUUAAACCUAAGGAAGAGAAAACAGUACACCUUUGGCAGAAAUUUAUUGGUCGGAAUGAUCUGAAACUGGAAAAGUUUCACUCAGUUUGUCACAAGCACUUUGAUGAUGCAGAUAUUGUAAAAGAAACAACUGUUCAGGGUAAAGAUGGACCAACAGUAGUUAGUGAUUCAUUACGUUGGCGGCUUGUAGGUGGAGCCAUCCCCAAACAUUAUCUUGGGAACUAUGUUCAACUAGUAAAAGAAUUACAACAAUUUAGGAAAAUUGCUGUGAGGCCUACAGACUUGGCUCCUAAGGAUAGGGCAACUACUACUGUGCCUGAAAUAAUUGUUUUCAAUGAAGUCACUGUGAACGCACCAAAAGCAAACCACAGCAGUGUAGAACCUAUUCUUCCUGAGAGAUCUCCAGUUGUUCCAAAGAAAACCUACAGUAACAGAAAAAAAUCUCUAGUGCCAUCUUCAUCACCAAGUCUGCAGUUAGAAAAAAAUACUAGUCAAAACAUUGAAGAACCUGAUAAUUUAACAUUGAAAAUCGCCUUAAAUCCUAAAGAAACGGUCCUUUCAUUUCCAUCAUCACCCGCAGGAAAUUUUAUGACAGUGGCACAUCCAAUCAGAAGUAAUUUAACAAGACCAAUAGUAUCUCAAGUUCCUGUUAGUUACGAGAUCAGAAAUACCCCUCAAAACAAGCAACAGUCAUCAAUUAACCAAGUUUUGCAACAAAGUGUCACUUCACUUAAUCAAGGUCCCUCGCCACAGGUUUCACAACAAGAACUAAUAUUAAGACCUAUUUUACCGACUGCUGAAGAUUUUGGUCAAGUCAAACUCGCUGUUUCACGCCGGGAAUUGUUAAACCCUAAAGAAGCUAUCCUUCCUCCAUCAUGGUCCUGGCAAGAAUGUUUUCUUCAGAAAAAACAAUUGAUUUGUUCCAAGUUUAAAUGGCUAGAUGAAAACAACUUCGAGUACACCAAGUCCAUAAUAGUGGGCGAGUACGCAUAUGUCAGUGAUAUGAGUAUUUCUACACAUACUGUUCGUUAUUUCGUCCGAGGUCGACAAGUUUUCCAUAAAACUCUCAAGUCUCAAUUCUCAACAGUCAGUGAAAUCACCACGUUAUUGAAGUUUUACGACGACAUUCCAGAGUGUGUUGGCUAUUCUGAUCCGAAAUUACUUGGAUCCUCAUCACCUUUAAAUCCUCCGCAAACUAAUCGGUCGAAAAAAUGUUUGUUGCUUGCUUCGGAGAGAAGCAAUUAUUGCACCGAAUGUCUAUCAAUAAUGCCUCCAACAAUUAAACGAAGCUUAGUGAACAACCGCAACAGCAUAUCCAAUUCAAGUAAUCUUCCUUCAUCAAAUGUAAAUGUUGUUGGACCGUGCAACACGAUAAUUCCAGUUGAAAUAAGCGUGGACCCACCUCUGAUACCAAUCGACAGUUGUAAUAUUUGUGAAUUCGGUGAGGACGAGUCGACCGUCGAAAAUAGACCAAAUGCCGAAGCCGUUACAUUGUCCAUCCCGAUUGAAAUUUACAAAAGUUGUACGUCGAAUUCGACAAAUUUGGAAUCAAGUCUGUUCAAACACACAUUUACCUUUGAGGCAUCGAAUUACCCAUUGUUCUUAUAUCAUUUGCAAACGUGGUGCUGCGGUAUUUACGCACCACAUGAAGUGGCGGUGAACUCAUCGGUAAUCCACACAUCAUCCUUCUUACCGUCUGUGGAAGAACAACCCAUUGUACACGAUUGGACGUCGUACAGCCAACCAACUUUCUUGGUUUCUCGACCACAACGUGUAUAUUGCCGUAAAAACGUCGCUGCUCCUAGAUCGUCUAAAAAAGCAAAGAGUGGAGUAAAAUGGACCGACAUUGAAAAUAUGGCGUGUCAUAAAGGGAAAGUCCAUGUUACUUUGAAGGGGCAGCCACUGGUUCAGCGUAGCUUACCCCAGGUCUUUCAUAAUGAAGAAGAUUAUCGUGGCGACGAUCCGAGUGAACCACACGUCCAGAAUCAUGGGGGAUCGCAUAGUGAACUCAGUGACUUGGAAAGUGAAGAUUCGUCUAGUGUUAUCAUUGAAUCAGAUAGUGAAUACUCACCGGAUGGAAUUGUGGAGUCAGACAGUGAAUAUUCGCUAAAUGGAAGCAGCAGCACUGAAAAUGAAAUUGACGUAGAUGACGACGGCGAUUUUGCUUUGGCGCAGUGCUAUUUGCAGAAUGAAGUUAUGAUAAAACGACGACUUCAAAGAAAAUUUCUGUGGUAUUCAAGGAUGCUCAACAAGAGCAAAGAAAUAGCUCGUUCAAUUCUAAAGGCAUCGAAAGAAUUUGAGCAGAAAUGUCGAAAUGGAACACUAAGGCUCCCAGCUACCAAGAAAUCUGGCCCCAAAAAACAGUGCAACGAGUGCGGCAAAAUGAUUCACGCCAAGGGAUUUCAAGAUCAUCUGAAAUUGCACAGUGGAAUCAAAUCUCAUUUGUGUGAACUAUGUGGUCGAGCGUUUGUGUUUAGAUCUAGCCUAAACUCUCACAUUCGGUUGAAUCAUCGUGGAGAGGAACGUACGAAACCCCUCAAAAAUUUCAUGUGCAGCACUUGUGGACAUACUGUAAGUUCGAAAGAACGUUUGGGUAUUCACGAAAGGAUCCAUACAGAUGAAAGGCCAUUCGAGUGUAAAUACUGUGACAAGAAAUUUCGAGAGAAAGGAACUCUUGUUCGCCAUAUUCGUACUCAUACAGGCGAGAGACCCUAUGAAUGCAAUAUUUGCGGAAAAUCUUAUCGUUCAAGAUUUGCCUACGUUGGCCACUAUAGGACUAAACAUGAAACGAAGGAAAACGAAAUAGUAAAGGGGCCGGUUGAAGACCGAAGGAAACACCCCAAAAUCGGUUAUCGCUGCGAGUACUGUGGAAAAGAAUUUUGUCAGGGACGAAUUUUGGCUUACGAAAAGCACCUUACCACUCACACUGGAAUUUCUGCAGCCAUUCGUUGCACACAGCCAGACUGUGAAUUCACUUACUCGGAUAUGACGCAGCUCAAGGAACACAUGCUGUCACAACAUCCCGAAAAAGCAUACACUUGUGACGUUUGCAAGAAAAUUUUUCUGACGAAGCAGACUCUGACGGAUCAUAAGUCUAUGCAUGACCCAUCUCGAGGUUAUCAGUGUUCUUAUUGCCCUGUAAAGUUGACAGUUAAGUCAAGUCUGAUUGCACAUGAAAAGUUGCAUACCCGGGAAACUCCGCACGAAUGUAACUUUUGCGAAAUGCGUUUUCAUAGCACUUACCUGUUGCAGAUUCACAUGCGCACUCAUCAGCCUAGUCAGCUCAAAAGAAAGCGAUAUAGAAAACCGGCCGAGAAGUAAUUGAUUCCGACUGCUGAUAUAAAACGACGCCUAUGUUGAAUUUCUGAAAAUGCUGUUACGGAUUUUCUGCUGUCCAGAUUUUGGAAUACAAAGAUAAUUUGUGAUUCUUAA